Fusarium fujikuroi IMI 58289 is the source of this 519-nucleotide messenger RNA. RefSeq names its product related to SOH1 protein. Gene Ontology annotation, cellular component: core mediator complex; mediator complex. The coding region runs from base 1 to 519 and encodes 172 amino acids. NCBI's taxonomy places the organism in Eukaryota, Fungi, Ascomycota, Sordariomycetes, Hypocreales, Nectriaceae. The transcript has 3 exons. Gene Ontology annotation, molecular function: transcription coregulator activity. The record is from RefSeq and is a predicted model, not a curated record. Gene Ontology annotation, biological process: regulation of transcription by RNA polymerase II.
AUGGCGACGGGAGAUUCUCAAGACAUCCCAAUGGGAUCGCCUCCCGAACCGCCUGCUGAAGUAGACCGAGAGCCCAAAUACGGUGGCUAUUCACGAUUCGAGGUUGAGCUUGAGUUUGUUCAGUCCCUCGCCAACCCGGCCUACCUCAACCACCUUGCCUCCCAGAAGCUUCUCAGCCAACCCGCCUUUGUCGCAUAUCUUGGCUACCUACAAUACUGGAGCAAACCGCCGUAUCUCAAAUACCUAACGUACCCCGGCCCGACACUACGACAUCUCGAGCUCCUCCAGCAGGAGACGUUCCGACAACAAAUCAUCAGCCCUGAUGUCGUGAGGGCACUGAUGGAGGAGGGCAUGAAGGCAUCAGACGAUACGAAAGGCACGAGUAACAACAAGAGGAAUCAGGAUGAAGCUGUGAAUGAAAGCAUGCCUGAUACCCCGCGAAAGCGAAAAACCCCACGCAAGAAAAAGAAGCAUUCCGCCAUCAAGGACAGUGCGACGCCUGUUGGAACAGAUUCUUAA